AUUGAUUCCGUGUUCAAAGAAGAAAAUUUAUCUCAAAAAUUAAGUCAAUUAUCAGCUAUUGAUAAAGAGCAAGAGGAUAGCGAUAAAUCAAAAUCAUCAGCUGUCAAGAAACGACCAACUUUAACAUCAAGUACAACAACAGAUAACAUCUCGAAAAAAGUGAAAUUCGAUAAUGAACAACCAACUAGUAAUCAAGUACCAAGAUAUUUAUCAAGUCAUAAUAAAGCUUUUGAACAAAUGAUCAAUCCUAUACUUGAAAAAACAACAACAACAACAACAACUUCUAUUAAAAUUGAAUAUUUACGAGAGAUUGCUAUUCUUAUUCAUCAACUUGAAUGCAUUGAUCUUGAUAGAUUACUAUGGACGACAUAUUUACGUUCUGGAACAGGUAGAUUAAAGCCAGAAGUAACUACAUCAACAUUCUUAUUAUGGCCUUUAGAAGUUAAACAGAGAAUGAUUGAUCGUGGUGAAGCAACUACAUCUGAUCCAAAUGAAAUAGAUCAUGCUUCUUGUUUGAGUUAUGUCCAGAGAGUACUACAAAAAUUUCGAAAUCAAACAGAAUACUAUCAAGCUCAAUUGAAAGAAAGAAAAAAACGUUUAAACAAUUAUUGGACAUAUGAAAUCGAAGAAGCUAUUACCAAAUUUGUUCAACAACAUGUCACACCUAUAUAUAAAGUACCUACACAAGGACAAAUUGCCACUGUCGAAUAUGAUUAUAAUGAUCAAUUAAUUCAAUUAGAAUAUGAGCAACAAAAUCCAAAUGAAUAUCAAAAAGAAAUAUUUAAAAAUCUUACUCAAGCUAAAUAUGAAAAAGAAACAUCUAAAUUUGAUGUAGCUAUAUUAAAACAACGUAUUGUUUAUAAUCAUUUACCAACAUCAUUUCAUACACUUCAAAUACCUCCACUCAUACCAUUAGAUGCAAUUAUUGAUACGAUGACUCGUCAACGUUUAAAGGAUCGAUGUGAGAAAAUUUUACAACGAACGAAAUCUGAAAUGAUGAUAAUUUAUAUUGCAACAGCCGAAGCAAAAUGA
Messenger RNA from Rotaria sordida, 1032 nucleotides. The record is from the annotation of a GenBank genome assembly. NCBI's taxonomy places the organism in Eukaryota, Metazoa, Rotifera, Eurotatoria, Philodinida, Philodinidae.